AUGCAAUUUGAUAAUGACAGCGAAGAGAAGAGAGGCUGCCGCCCGCCGCCGGCCCGCCGGCCCGCCGCCGCUCCGCCGCCGGUUGCCGCCGACCUGCCGUGGUACCUACGGCGGCAGCUCGUCGCGGAUGUGGCAACGACGAAGCGCGAGGGCCAAGCGUCGACAUCGCCGGGCCGGCGGGCGCGGGCGGGGCGCGGGCGGGACGACCCCUCGUUUGGCGCGAAAGCCGAGUAUCUCGCCCGUCGCCCUUUCGCCGAAAUCUUCGCCUAUUAUGUAUCAAAGUAUGCAAAUGAAGCUCGACACUGGACAUUCGAAAAGGUCAAGGUGGCGGAGAGGUUCUGCCGCCGCCGCCGCUCGCCGCCACUCGCCGCCAUGCGCCCCGCCGCCGCGCUCGUGCUGUGUCUCGCAGUCGCGCUGGGCAGCGCCGCCCGCCCGCGCGCGCGCCCCGCCGCCCGCCCCGCCGCCCGCCGCGCCGCCGGCAGCAGCGUCGCGCCGCACCCCUUCGCGUCGCUGGCGCUGCCCGUGCUGCCCGUGCUGCUGCUGCCGCUGCAGGUGGCCGCGCCCGCCGCGCCGCCGACCGGCACAGAGUGCGACGCGCGCGCCCCGCAGCGCGACGAGGACGACUACGAGGACGUGGACGACGUCCCCCGGCAGAAGCCCCGCCGCCCGCCGGCCGCCGCCGCCGACCCGCCCGCCUACCCGGCGUACGUGGACGCCGACCGGCUCGACGAGACGGCCACCGGCCCGCCCGUCGCCCCCUCAGCGUCGUCGAAGGAGCUGCUGGAGCAGUUCCGCGCGCAGGCGCCCGCCGCGCCGCACCUGCCGCCCGCGCUGCUGUCGGCGCACGACGCCAGCGAGCGCGCGGCGCCGGCCGACGCGCCCGACGAGCCCGAGCCGGCGCCCGCGGCCGCCGGGCCCGCGCAGGGCUACCUGCCCGCGCUGGGCGCGAGCGCGCGCGCGCCGGCGCCGCCGCGGCCGCGCCUGCGCUCGCUGGAGCUGCGCGGCGCGCUGACGGUGCCGCACGCCGACUACACGGAGCCGUACACGGCGUGGUGGGACGCGGAGAGCGGCGCGGCGCGGGUGGACUUCCACGGCGGCGCGACGUCCACGGUGCGCGCGCCGCAGCCCGACGGCAGCGUGCAGCGCCUCGAGGUGCGCGUCGACCGCUCGGGCGACGGCGUCGUGCGGCGCUGCGGCCGCGCCGACGGGCCCGCCGACGCCGCCGACCGCGCGCCGCCCGCGCUGCCCGACCUGGAGCCCUUCGCCUUCGCCGGCUACACGGACGCGGACGGGCAGCGCGCCGAGCGCUGGACGCACACGCUGAGCGGGCGCGUCGGCGAGCUGGGCGCGGCGCGCGGCGAGGCGCUCACCUUCCGCCACGAGCUGCUGCUGCGCCGCGAGCCCGGCGACCUGGCGCUGCCGCUGCGCUACACGGUGCGCGUGGACAGCUCGCUGCUGGGCGCCGACUGCGACGGGUACGCGCACGAGUACGAGUCGGCGCGCGCGCUGCGGCCCGACCCCGCGCUGUUCGCGCCCGACGCGGCCGCGCUGUGCGACUCGCUGGAGCGGCUCAACGCGUCGGCGGCCGAGCACCGCGCGCGCCUGGAGCCGCUGCGCGAGUUCACGCUGCCGCACCGCGACCCGCGCUACGACGCCGUCGUGGAGCGCUUCAAGGCCGAGUUCGGGCGGCGCUACGCGGACGACGCCGAGGAGGCGCUGCGCCGCAACCUGCUCGUGCAGAACGUGCGCUUCACGAGCGCCGGCAACCGGCAGGGCGCCACGCACCGGCUGGAGCUGAACUUCCUGGGCGACCGACUCGCCGCCGAGCUGGACGAGCUGCUGGGCGUGCGCGCCGAGCCCGAGCGCGAGCGUGCCGAGUCGUUCCCGCUCGCGCGCGGGCCGCUGCGCGCCGCCGAGCGCGAGCUGCCCGAGCGCUUCGACUGGCGGGCGCGCGGCGCCGUGUCGCCCGUGCGCUACCAGGGCUCGUGCGCGUCGUGCUGGGCCUUCGCCGUGGCGGGCGCGGUGGAGGGCGCGCUGUUCGUGCGCACGCGCCGCCUCGUGCCGCUGGCCGAGAAGUGCUUGGUGGACUGCGCGCGCCCCUUCGGCGGCAACGGCUGCCGCGGCACGUGGCCCAGCCACGCCUACGACUACGUGCGGAGCCGCGGGCUGCCGGCGCGCGACGACUACCCGCCCUACGACGAGCGCGCGGGCCGCUGCGCCGAGCGGGACGCGCGCGCCGUGACGCGCAUCAGCGCGCACGUCAACGUCACGGCGCUCAGCGUGCCGGCGCUUCAGGUGGCGAUCAAGGAGCACGCGCCGUCCGUGGUGAUCAUCGACGCCAAGGCCAAGAGCUUCGUGUUCUACAAGAAGGGCGUGUUGUACGACGACCGCUGCGGCAAGGCGGGCGCGCGCCUCAACCACGCCGUGCUGGCCGUGGGCUGGGGCGCGCGGCGCGGCGAGCCGCACUUCGUGCUCAAGAACUCGUGGUCGGACGCGUGGGGCGAGCGCGGCUACGUGCGCGUGCAGGCGCGCGCCAACACCUGCGGCGUGCUGGCCAAGCCGUCCUACCCGCGCCUCGAGCGCGCCGACGUGCUGCGCACCUAGCCACACUCGCACGCACGUGCGGGGCGAGCGCGGCCACGUGCGCCAACACCUGCGGCGUGCUGGCCAAGCCGUCCUACCCGCGCCUCGAGCGCGCCGACGUGCUGCGCACCUAGCCACGCUCGCACGCACGUGCGGGGCGAGCGCGGCCACGUGCGCCAACACCUGCGGCGUGCUGGCCAAGCCGUCCUACCCGCGCCUCGAGCGCGCCGACGUGCUGCGCACCUAGCCACACUCGCACGCACGUGCGGGGCGAGCGCGGCCACGUGCGCCAACACCUGCGGCGUGCUGGCCAAGCCGUCCUACCCGCGCCUCGAGCGCGCCGACGUGCUGCGCACCUAGCCACACUCGCACGCACGUGCGGGGCGAGCGCGGCCACGUGCGCCGUCCUAUCCGUGCCUGGAGCUCCAUCGUACUAUUACUUGUUAUAAAUAAUAAAAUGAAUUUAGCUGCCAUGUC
Bicyclus anynana (squinting bush brown) is the source of this 3060-nucleotide messenger RNA. RefSeq lists its product as uncharacterized. The transcript has 10 exons. Gene Ontology annotation, cellular component: lysosome. The record is from RefSeq and is a predicted model, not a curated record. Lineage: Eukaryota; Metazoa; Arthropoda; Insecta; Lepidoptera; Nymphalidae. Gene Ontology annotation, molecular function: cysteine-type endopeptidase activity. The coding region runs from base 1 to 2604 and encodes 867 amino acids.